AUGGCAAUGGGGAAGGCUCAAACCGUAAAAACAUGUGGGAUAUGUGCGGCCCCCGAACAUACAACCGACAUGUGCCCAACUCUUCAAGAGGAUCCGUACGAGCAGGCCAAUGCCAUGGGUGGUAUGUCUGGAGCCCACCCAAGAAGAAAUAACCCUUACGCACCCACAUACAAUCCAGGGUGGCAGAACCACCCCAACUUCAGCUAUGCUCAAAAACCUUCGGGCUUCCAACAACCAUUUUCACAAAAAUCGCCAAUACAACAACCGUCUACAUCUCAGAUUGGUAUGUCCCUAGAAGAUAUGGUUAAAUCGUUAGUUGAGAGCACUUGUCAAAUGUGGCAGGACCAACAGAGGUUUGAACAAGAGACAUGCGCCGGCAUGAGAUCCUUGGAGGCGCAGAUAUCCCAACUAGCGUCCUCAAUGAGCAAUUUCGAGAAUAGCAAGAGAAAACUACCAUCUCAGGUAAUCCCCAAUCCCAAGGAAAAUGCGAGUGUAAUGCUCCUGCGAAAUGGAAAGGAGAUUCACCUUACCAAACCGGAAGCAACAAGAAAUGGGAAGGAACAAGUGACCGAGGAACCUGAACAAGAAGAGGUAAGCACCCCACCGCGCAUUCCUAAGACCUCUGACAUAAACCCUCAUUUUCCUGGCAGGUUCACCAAAGCGAAGAAAGAGGAGUCAGAGAAGGAGAUUUUGGACACGUUCAGGAAAGUAGAGAUUAACAUUCCCUUACUGGAGGCGAUUAGGCAAAUGCCAAAGUAUGCAAGGUUUCUAAAGGGGCUGUGCACCAACCGGAACAAGUUGAACUUCCAGGACAAAGUAAGGGUAGGUGAGAAUGUGUCGGCAGUCCUCCAGAAGAAGUUGCCACAGAAAUGCAAGGAUCCAGACAGGUCCAAUGUCUACUCCGAGGAUGUAGUUGAAGAUGUCUUAGUAAAAGUGAAUGAGUUUAUCUUCCCUGCUGAUUUUUACAUUGUUGACAUGAAUGAUGAUAACUUAGCUAACUCAGCUGUACUCCUUCUAGGUAGACCCUUCAUGAGUACAGGUAGGACUAAGAUAGAUGUGCAUGAAAGUACCCUGUCUGUGGAGUUUGACGGGGAAACAAUCACGUUUAAUAUUUUUUAUGCAAUGAAAUAUCCCGAUGAUACCGAGUCUAUUAACUGUGUUGGUAUUGCUAAUUCCACUGUCCAAGAUUUUCUUGAGCAGAAUCUCAUGGAAGACAAGCUGGAGUUCGUGCUACAACAUAGCAAGACGACCACCGACGUGGAGAGUAAGGAUGAGGAGGAGAUUUUAGAAUCCAUCAUGUCACUGCACUCUCUUCCGGCGCCCGAGUUGGAGUUGAAGGAAUUGCCAAAACACCUGAAGUACGCCUAUCUUGAAGAUCACAACACUCUACCGGUCAUCAUUGCGAAUGAUUUGACCGAGGUGCAACAAGAAAAACUCCUACGAGUUUUGCGGGAGACUAAACCAGCAAUAGGAUGGACGUUGGCAGAUAUCAAGGGCAUUAACCCCUCUAUUUGCAUGCACCAUAUCCUCCUUGAGCUAGAGGAGAAAUCAGUAAGAGAAUGA
Molecule: messenger RNA, 1563 nt
Organism: Coffea eugenioides
Lineage: Eukaryota; Viridiplantae; Streptophyta; Magnoliopsida; Gentianales; Rubiaceae
Exons: 3
Coding region: 1-1563 (520 amino acids)
Source: RefSeq, a predicted model, not a curated record